UUAUUUGGGUAGCACAUCAAUUUUAGAAAUGCUAGUCUCUACUAAUCACUCUUGUCUGUCUCAACAUUGCAGGUACCAGGUACGUGCUCCUACAUUCUUCCAGAAGUGUCGUGACCAAAAUUGGUACAUCAGCCAACUCGAGGUGGCUCAGACAGGGUACAUUCAGCAAGUCAACAAUCUUAAAGAGCGAUUGGCCAUUGAACUUUCACGUAACAGGACAGCACAAAGCUUGUCGCCACCUGAUACACGCUUGAGUCCACAAACCAGUGAUUGCUCAGACACGAGGACAAAAAAGCUUGUUCGUAAUGAAGAUCUACCAGCAGAGGGAGCUUGUUCGGUAUUAGCUAUCAACCAGGCGAAAGAGGAGGAUGAAGAGGACAAGACAGUGCAGGAUGAUUCCAAUCAUGAUCUUUCCGAUGGUGAUUUGGACAUAGAAUGCCUCACUGUGGAUGAUGAAUUGAUCCAACUUGACGGCAGCAGCUCAUCUGCUAGUUCCACAGCAACCAGUAAUACAGAGGAAAAUGACAUUGAUGAGGAGACUAUGUCUGGAGAGAAUGAUGUUGAAUACAGCAACAACAUGGACCUGGAGGAAGGAGAGUUGGAUGAUUCAGCUGGAGCUUCUGGAGGGCUGAGCAACCGCAGUAGGUCCUCAAGACGGGGCAUGGGCAGUCUGUCAUCUGCAGCCAGCAGCAGUCUGCUUGACAUUGACCCAGUCAUUCUCAUACAGCUGUUGGACCUGAAAGACCGGAGUAGCAUGGAAAAUUUGUGGGGCCUUCAACCACGCCCACCAGCUUCCCUCCUGCACUCUGCAGCUCAAUGUCGAAAAGAUCGUGAGCAGCGGAGACAGCAGACUGUGCGCCGAUCGCCUCCUAAUUCCGGGGUUCUGAAGAGAUUGAAGGCCCAAAUGGCUGAGGUCAGGAGCAAAAUGUCUGAAGUCAAAAGUCAGAUGUCUGAGGCAAGAAGUAGUACGGUAUCGUGUGCUGAUUUAGGGGUGAAUUGCACCACUCAUGCAGGAGAUCAAGGGCCAUCAGGGACAUGUGGAAUUGACAACAUCCGGAGAAAUGAAUCUGGACUAGAUCUCCUUUCCAAUUACAUAACAUUUGCAUCUACAAAGAAGUGUGGAUCUCCAAAACAUAGCCGCCCAGGUUCAGGGACCAUUUUCUCUCUCCGUAGAGCUCUGGAAUGCGGGGAUAAAGAUCUCCACUGCCAAGAGAAUUAUCAACCCAGCACAACAGGACUAUCAAAGCCAAGCAGUAGACAAGGAUCACCACAUUGUGUAAACAAGGCAAAUGACUCGGAAGCCCCAUCAACCUGUAAGGCUGAGGACAGAGCUUUUAUCGUUACUGCAUCUGACCAAUUCUGUAACACUGCACUGAAUGGAUUGGCAGCACUUGAAAUGACACGUAAAGUUGCCACUUUAGGGUCAGUACCCCAGUGCUGUUUAACAGAUAACCAACGUUCUGAUUCAGAUAAUGCAAGCACUGCAGGAACACAUGCUUCACCUCUUGAGGGUAUGUCGGGUAGGCCGGAAGAAGUUGCAUUGCUUCAGAAAAAGGCCCUUCAAUUGCUGCCCGGUAUGAGCAGUGACAGUGAGAGUGAAUGUGAAACUGAGAUUGAGGAGCAAGAAGGGAACAUGUCCACAGAGCUUGCGACUCAUAACUUCACUACUCAGAGUUCUGGAGAAGGUGAUUUGGGCAAUUCUGGAAACACCAAUUUUGUCAAUGGAGAUGCAAAAGAGUAAUCAUAAGGACCUUGUCCAUGGAAGACAUUUUUAUCCAAAUUUCGGUGAAAGUGUGGAAAAGAUUGCUAAAGGAAUUUGUCCAUCUUUAAUUAGAAGGAUAAAGGAAAUAACCUGUAACAUCCCAUGUGAAGCUAACGCUUGCCUGUUACUCAUGCACUACACCAGCUGUAUGUUGCAGCAAGAUCCCAGUAAACCUUUGCACUAAUGGAUUUUUCUUUUCUGUCUUAUCAUCAGUGGGUUGGAAUUAGUUACACAACCAUUCAGUGGACAGUCCAAAUUCUUGUUGAAUGGUGCCUUCAGAGCUGGUGGGGACUGUAUUAGACUGCACUUCCUAUUCACAAGCCUGCAUGCAACAUUCUUUCCAGAAUGUAUUUCAGGAUUUAGGCUGCAUCUUCUGGGGAAAAAAAACGUUUACUAUUAAACAACGAGAGUGCAUUGGAAUGAUUUGCUUGUAAGUACAAUUGCCAAAGUGAAGUGGGAGAUGAUGAGGUUCUUUUAACUGAAGCUAUUUUACAAACACCAACCAGCUGCUGGUUGGGUGCAUCUUAAACUGAACUGUCAUUUUUGGAGCAGCCCAGCAGGUGAAUCGAGCUAUUAACAUCCUGUGCACUGGGUUAUUGGUGUCUCACUGCCAUGGGCUCUCACCUAGCUGAGCUUGUGAGCAGCCCAUUCUAAGUAUUCAUCUUAAGCAAGUCAGAACAACCUUUCUGAAGUGAUCUGCUUAGUAACUUUCAUAAAAUGUAUGUUUCUUCAACUCUUUCUAGAUGAGAGGGUGGGUGUUUCUUGCCAAACAAUUUCGUUCUGCCCCUAAUUCCCAUUAUUUGGCCAGAACAACGCGCAGGCAACUGUCUGCUAGACCUUUAGUCUCAUUAUUGGCAGAAAAUGAGCUCUACUCCCCUGGACACAUCUGCCCUUUCCUGCGCAUGGCUGAAUGGGGAAGGUGCAGUGCUGAAACCCUAGGGUGCCUUUGGGGAGUGUCUCUUUUAAGUAGUCACAGACCACAGUCUGUCAGCUGAUGAUUGUAAGUUUGUAAAAUAUCCCACUCAGACCAAAAAUUAAUAAACUAAUUGAAUAAAACAAUAGGUAGGCAUUACUGGCUGAUAUAAGGUGACUCUGUGUGCAUGCUGUGAUUCAAAGACCAUAUUAGAUUCAUGAUGAGGGACAUUCACAGUGAAGUGUUGCAUUUUUCCUGUCUCUGAUGCAGUGAACACAGAAUAGAAUGAUACAUUACACAACAACUACUUUGCUCAACACUUGUAAAUUUGAUUUGUUCAUGUCUUUAUACUUGCUUUUACCGCAAAAUUACCUGAAUGUUGUGUCUUCGCUGUGAUUAAUUACUGUUAAGUGCCUGUGUUCUAACUGGCCAUAUUUAACUGCUAGCCCAUUGCUCCUCUGCAUAGUAACAUCACAUUGUAGCUCUGAUUGCCAUAGGCUGCGGUUACUUGUUCCAUUGUCUUCAUUUUUGACGCAGUUAUGAUUGUAGAUUUCUAACCCUGCUGCAUGGUGUAUAACAUACUUCUGAGCAAAAGUUCUCCUACAGUUUGGCAGCAUUGUACCCUGGUUCGGAUUGCUGAACACCUCCAAAUUUUGUUGAAGGAAACUCUGGAGAAAAGUUCAGUGGUCUGCUGGUUAUGAGUGUUACAUGACCAAUGAACUCCAGAUUUCUUCAGAACUAAAAUUUAACAUACUGUAUCAAAGUUGGGAAUGCUUUAGUCACUUUGCAAGAUUAUUUGCGUCUGACUGUCAAUUAUAAUUUCUAGGUCAAGGAUAAAGCUAAGAUUCCAAUAUAUGCUUUCAAAUGAAUUUAUUUCCCAUCUAAGUACCAUGUUGUUUAUUUAUUUCUAUCUCCUGCUUUGGAGCAGCUAUUCUGUAUGAUCCACAAAUGUACACUUCUCUGCAAUUUGCUUUUCUUACAGUAGGCCCAACAGGCAAUCAUUUUGUAGAUUUCCUUUUUGUUAUGUAGAUGUACCUCAGUAGUGCAAAUCACUGUCUUCCUCUGGGAAUUCUCAAAGCUGCUGGUUAAAGAGCUGGUACCUUUCUGUUGAGAGAACCCUUUACAUAAAUUCUGAGGUGUUAUAUGUGUGUUAAAUGUCUCCUCUACCCCCAGCUUUUAUUCAUAAUAGCAGCACUUAGGAAUUGUAUCAUUGGUUUGUUCUGUCAGUGUGAGGAGCACCUAUUGUAUGUUUUCCCCCAGUGUCACUGUCCUCCCCUUUAAUUGUACCAAAAUUAAACAUUCCAUGUUGCUGAAAAUGAAAUAAUGGUUGCUGGAAUAAAUUGGUAUUUCUGGUAUUUUUUAUUGGCUCUGUUGACAUGUAUGACUCCUCUUCCCUUUUCACUGACCUGCUGAAAUGUGGAGAGAUUUUAUUUUUAAACUUGCUUCUGCUGCUUGGAGUUUUUCUUUUGGAUGGCAAUAAGUUGCAUGUCUAAUGACUGAAACAAUAUGCUGUGAAUCCAGGUCUCUCUCCUGUAAUUCUGCUUACGCUGCCGCCGCCAGUCGUCGCUGCCACCACUUCCACCCCCCCAGCCCUCCAAAAGAAAAAGCAGUCCCAUUCUGCCAAUAGUAUAUUUAACUCUGAACAUUUCAGUUUUUUUUAAUGCAUUUUGGGGUCUUAGUUUCUGUGAAUUAUUUUUGCGCUGUGCUUUUUGGGGAGGUUCCUACUGAGGGAACUCACAGUUUGAGCAACAGCACCUUUGUAAAGCAUUACUAGUGGCCUAACCUGUGUAGUAGGAAGCUGAUUGCUGAUGUACAGUCCUGAGUACUGUUUCUGCGAUGCAUGGUGAAAUCCAGAAUGUGAUGUGUCUUGUACUGUGAAAUACUGUUUAGAAAAUCCACAGUUUUUCUGUAAUGUAUAUUGUGUUUGCUUUUUAAAUACUGUCUCCAUUGUGUUUACAUGAUCACAUUUCAGCACUUUUUUAGUUAAUAAAACUGAAAGAUAUUAA
Messenger RNA from Rhincodon typus (whale shark), 4681 nucleotides. It is a transcript of the gene trim37, whose product is annotated as tripartite motif containing 37. The record is from RefSeq and is a predicted model, not a curated record. The coding region runs from base 29 to 1741 and encodes 570 amino acids. Gene Ontology annotation, cellular component: aggresome; peroxisome. The transcript has 12 exons. Gene Ontology annotation, molecular function: ubiquitin protein ligase binding; ubiquitin protein ligase activity; tumor necrosis factor receptor binding. Gene Ontology annotation, biological process: protein autoubiquitination; negative regulation of centriole replication. Lineage: Eukaryota; Metazoa; Chordata; Chondrichthyes; Orectolobiformes; Rhincodontidae.